AUGGGCUAUUCUCUCUGUGUUCUGGGCUGUGGCACGAUGGGAAUUGCUGUCCUUUCUGGAAUCAUCGACAGUCUCAGCGUCGCUCAUCCAACCCCUGUCGCCUUCAACAAGUGGGAGGUUCAUACUCCAGGCACCCUUACUCCAACUGGCGAGCCAGAUGCAUCGAUUCCUUCAAAAUUUCUUGCUUGUGUCUCCAGAGAAGAUAGCGCUGCUCGUCUCCGCACUAUAUUCAAGGCUCUUGGCCCGAUGGGAGCUGAAGUUGAGGCUCUGGCAUCGCGUAACUUGGAGGCCGUUCAUAAAGCAGAUGUGGUCCUCCUCUGCUGUAAACCCCAGCUGGCCCAUGCGAUCCUCGGUGAACAAGGCAUGAAAGAGGCUCUCGACGGCAAAUUGCUUAUUAGCAUUCUUGCGGGAGUUACGAUGGCACAACUGAAUGGCUGGGUUCUGCCCUCUACAAAAGUCAUCCGAGCGAUGCCAAACACCCCAUGCAAGAUUCGGGAAGGCAUGACCACAGUUUCGACACUUCCGGUCUCCCCUAGCACUGAGCUCGACCGCGCCAUUAUUCUCAAAAUAUUCUCGUCCAUCGGACGUUGUCGGUUCCUGGACGAAAAGCAUUUUGACGCGUGUACUGCCCUGUCAGGCUCAGGCCCAGCUUUUGCUUGCAUAUUCCUCGAGGCAAUGGCAGAUGGCGGAGUUAUGAUGGGUUUGCCUCGCGCUGAAGCAUUGGAGCUUGCUGCCCAGACUCUACAAGGCACAGCUCGAAUGGUACUUCAGGGUGGUGCUCAUCCAGCGCAAAUAAAAGACGCAGUGACCACUCCCGGUGGUUGCACCAUAGCCGGCCUCUUGGCGAUGGAGGACGGACGAGUGCGGUCUACGAUUGCUCGGGCAAUUCAAGUCGCUACAGAACGCGCCAGUGAGUUGGGGCAGCCAGUAACAAAAUAG
This is a messenger RNA of Mycena indigotica, 939 nucleotides long. RefSeq names its product Pyrroline-5-carboxylate reductase. Gene Ontology annotation, molecular function: pyrroline-5-carboxylate reductase activity. Gene Ontology annotation, biological process: L-proline biosynthetic process. Lineage: Eukaryota; Fungi; Basidiomycota; Agaricomycetes; Agaricales; Mycenaceae. The coding region runs from base 1 to 939 and encodes 312 amino acids. The record is from RefSeq and is a predicted model, not a curated record. The transcript is spliced from 5 exons.